Conger conger (European conger) is the source of this 4241-nucleotide messenger RNA. RefSeq names its product dnaJ homolog subfamily B member 1-like. Gene Ontology annotation, molecular function: transcription corepressor activity; Hsp70 protein binding. The record is from RefSeq and is a predicted model, not a curated record. Gene Ontology annotation, cellular component: cytosol. The coding region runs from base 467 to 1534 and encodes 355 amino acids. The transcript is spliced from 3 exons. Lineage: Eukaryota; Metazoa; Chordata; Actinopteri; Anguilliformes; Congridae.
GAGAGAGAGAGAGAGAGAGAGAGUCCUCGUCGAGGGGUUUUGCGUGAAGGAAAUUUGCGUUUAGAAGGUUCUCGAUACUGACUGAAUUCUGGAACUUUCUCCAUGGUAACAAAAAAGAACGAGUGGCCUGAUGCAGAUGCAUUGCAGAAAAAGCCGGAGGAUCAGUUCAUACUGUACUACAAAAGUUCUUGCUUCUGUGUGAUCGUCGACUCUUAAGUUCUUAACAACGAGUCAGACUUAACAGUUACGUUAAAAUAGCUUGGGAAUCUAGCUAACAAACGAAUAGGUUACGAAACGGACAUAACUGCAACAAAAGUAUCAAUUGGUUAGGCUAGCUAACUUUAGCUAGGUGCGCAGUUAUUCAACCAGGCGUUCUUUUGAACUUUUGGAUAGUUUUUUUUAUAUUUGCAGUCUGUGGCAAGUUGGAAACACUAUUUGAUUCAGAAUUUACUUCACUGCACGGCAAAUGGUUAUAAUGGGUAAAGAUUACUACAAAGUGUUGGGCAUACAAAAAGGCGCUACCGAGGACGAAAUAAAGAAGGCUUACCGUAAACAAGCUCUACGAUUCCACCCGGACAAAAACAAGUCGCCCGGGGCCGAAGAAACAUUUAAAGAGAUUGCAGAGGCCUACGAUGUUCUAAGUGACCCCAAGAAGAAGGAUGUCUAUGAUCAGUUUGGAGAAGAAGGCCUCAAAGGGAACACCUCCGGCGGAGGCCCCAACGGCACCAACUUCAACUACACCUUCCACGGCAACCCCCACACCAUGUUCACCGAGUUCUUCGGCGGCCGCAACCCCUUCGAGCACAUGUUCGCCCACAACGGCGGCCCGGAGGACGACAUGGACGUGGACGACCCCUUCGCCGGAUUCGGGAUGGGCGGGAUGGGCGGAAUGGGCGGAAUGGGCGGGAUGGGCGGGAUGGGGGGCCUGGGCGGGAUGGGCGGCUUCCCCAGGUUCGGCGCCCGUACGGGCAGCGUGGAGAAGAAGCAGGACCCCGCCGUGGUGCACGAGCUCCGGGUGACCCUGGAGGAGGUGCUGACGGGCUGCACCAAGAAGAUGAAGAUCAACCACCGCCGGCUGAACGCCGACGGCCGCACCACGCGCAGCGAGGACAAGAUCCUCGCCGUGGAGAUCAAGCGCGGCUGGAAGGAGGGCACCAAGAUCACCUUCCCCAAGGAGGGCGACGAGACGGCCACCAACAUCCCCGCCGACGUGGUCUUCGUGGUCAAGGACAAGCCGCACCCCGUGUUCCGCCGCGACGGCUCUGACGUCGUCUACCCCGCCCAGGUGUCGCUGAGAGACUCCCUGUGUGGCUGCACGGUGCAUGCCCGCACGCUGGACGGCAGGACCGUUGCUGUGACGAUGAAGGACGUGAUCAAACCGGGGACGAAGAAGCGGGUACUGGGGGAGGGGCUGCCCCUCCCGAAGCACCCAGAGAAGAGGGGCGACCUGGUGGUGGAGUUCGACAUCAGGUUCCCCGACCGGCUGAGCCAGGCCGCCCGCGAGGCCAUCAGCCAGGUCCUGCCCUCGUCGUAAGCUCGGCCAAUCGCAGUGCCUCGGGACCGGGCCACGCCCAUUUACUCUGCACCUGACAGAAGGGGUUCCACUGUCUCCCACAGUCUUCUGGAGUCAGAGGCAAAAAAAAAAAAAAAAAAAAUGUUUAAUUUCUUUUUUCAGAAAUCUGUUAACGGCACUCCACUGUCUUCUCAACAUUCCUGCAUUAUAGCUGCAAGGUUCAGAGGACACUCGUAUCUCUCAGGCACUGGCCCUAAGAACCACAUUCAUGCAAGGCCGUUACAGGGUUUGUUAGUUUUUUUUUUUCUCUCUUCUUUUUGCUGUCUGCAAUAUGUGAACUUUGAAAUUGACCAUAUGCAAAUAUUCAGGUUCAGGUUUGGAAGUGAAGCUGUUCUUUUUUUUGGUGACUUUGAGCUGAAAUGAAUGAAAGUGCUGUGUGUAGAUAUAUGUAGGUGGGGGGGGGGUCUUAUGGAGGUGUGAGGUUCUGCAUUGCGGGGUCAGUGCAGACUUCGGUGGGGCAGUGUUAGGAGCAGUUCUCCUCACGCCAGCUACGCGCCUCUCAGCCAAAGCAAAGGCAUUCUCAGUGUAGCUGCGCGCUAUAAUCUUUCCAUCUUAGUAUUGCUUUUAUUUUGAAAUGGGACAGCUUUUACAUUGCAUUGCAUUACAGGUGUCUAGCAGGCAGACGUUACCGUUAUAAAAUAUAUAAAUGAGAAAUGCUGGAAAUCAAGGGCUUGGUGCUCUCAUUUUAAAGCUGGUGCACCUUCCGACUUACCCUGCGCCCCCACUAAUCCAUGGAACCCCCCCCCCCCCCCCACACACAUUCAGGGCUGUCCUGGCCUUGUCCUUCUAUAUCUUGAAUUUAAAAAGGCCACCUUCGCUUUUCAUGGGGAAAUGUUUUAAGAGUUGGACUAUUUAUUAAUUUCUUCCUCUACAAAGGAACUCAACUCUGCUUCACCCUGCCCCUUGUGGAAUUGAGUUUUAUAAGGGGUGGGACGUGGGUUUACUGACGCGGCUGGUAGCCUCGUAACCGGCUUAUUGGACUUAAGGGCUGUGGGCGGGUCCAGCCCCCACUGUAACGAUUUGUGGCCGUAACCAAAGACCCUAACCAAGCGGAGUAAAGUGUGUGAAUGUUGCGAUGAAGUGUUUGGAGUGUGUGGCACGCCUGCUUAAUUCAGUAAUGUUUUCCUUCCUCUGACUUUGGAGAGACCUGGAAAGAGCUUUAAAAUGAAUUUAGGAUGAUUUUAUUUCUCGUGUGUGUGUGAUUGGUGUUUGGGAGACCUGGCUUGGAUUCCGAGGCCCUUCAGGUGUUUUUUAAUUCUUUCCGUUGGGAAAGGAGGACUUUGUACCGACUGACCAUGUACCUGUGAAGGUAUGUACCCUUUUUUCCCAGUCUUGUCACUCGCCUUCUAGCCUGCGUUUUAGGAAAAAGGUGCGAGUGUGUGUGUGUGUGUGUGUGUGUGUGUGUGUGCGCGCACACGCAUACGGCACGUGUGUGCACCUGCAUAUCGAAGUUAUGAAGCAGAACGCUUUCCCUGCGUCCUGUUCCGUUUGGAUGCCGGAAACGCACAUGAAUGCAUCUUAUUUAUUUUAUUUUUUUAAUUUUAAUGCCAAUGCUUAGGUUAUUAUAGCUACCGGAAGUGUGCUAAUUUCACAAAUUUGUGUAAAUGAUGUUUAAUUUGUAUCUUUAUUUUUUUGGGCGAAAUUUUUAUUUAAAUUUAAAUUUUUUGAUUUGUUACAAUUAAAUUUUUUAAGGUUUACCUGUACAUUUACACGAUGAAUGGCUAGCAUGGCUAGAAGGCUAAGGAAAAGACUGAAAAAAAAAUCCCUUGUGUAAAUUCAAACUUCUUGUCAUUCCAAGAUUUGUACAUGUGUAUAUUAUCUGGGUCUUUUACAAGCAAUUGUGACCUUUUCUUGACUGUAUAUUCAGGGGUUGGCUUGCCAAGUUUAGCUUGCUUUUUUAUCUGUGCAGUGUUUUUAGAGAUGCUGUCACAAAGACACUUUAUAGAGACGCUAAAGCGGGAAAACAUGCGGGUGCUUAGAGCUGGCACGAAUGCGAGCUCCAGGAAAUGGCUGAUCAAUGCAGGGCUGCCAGUGCACGACAGAUUAGUCGCCAAAUCCCAUGUCAAACGCAGCCUGCUGUGCUGCGAGCGGAGUCUAGCUGAUUAUCCGCAUGUUCGCCUCGUUUCCGGGUGUUCUAGUCUGAAAAACGAUACGUACCUAGGGCCCUCAGAAGUCGUACGCCGCGCUGUAAUUUGGCACCGCUGUUUGUUGACACCCUGGACGGGUGGACAUUUCAGGUCCAGAGAGCAAUAAAAUAAAAAUAUAAUACGGAUGUAAAAAUAAUAAUAAUAUUAAUAAUAAAAAAAGAUGGACUAUUAAAAGAUGGAAAACCCUGUGCGUGAGUUUGUGUGGGUGGCAGCCUGAAAUCGGGUGUGUGAUUUGGGGCGGGGUGUGUCUCUGAGACCCACCGCUGUCCGGACAUGCCCAGGAGGUGUUCUCAUUGACAUAAUCCAUCGUUUUCAUGCCGAAGGGUUGCGUCUUCCUCUGCCAAUCAAGGAGAAUUGGAUACUUCUGCCACACAUACUCCACUGGUUAUUGCCACCAUUAUCAUUUGUAAAUUUGAUUUAGAAUGGUUUGUACAUGAUACAAGUUCUCUUUUUUAAAAAAACCCUGUGUGUUUGUUUUUUGUUUUUUUUUGUAAAUAAAGAUUUCUCCCCUUAUAAAAUAA